CUAAAAAAAAAAUAAAUAAAAAAAUUGUAAAUGUAACGCAUAGAAUAUUUAGCUAAUUUGUUGACUUUAUUACAUAGGUUUAUGUUACUACUCCAUGAAAAUACUACACAUUACCAGUUACCCCGCCAUUAUCUCUCUCCUCCUGUCCUCCAUUAUCACCAUCAAACCAUAAUCAACGGAGAUUGAUUUUGAUUUCAUAAUUCUAAGAAUCUCCCAACAAAUCUUCUUCUUUUUAGCUUCACAAAUUUUACUCUUACCGAGCUUUCUCUUUCUCUUUCUCUUUCUCUUUCGCAUUUAUUCCCACCCACCCAACAAAAAGACCCUUUAGCCAAACACGCCGCUAGAUGCUGAACUCUCUCUGUAACGUCUCUCAUUCUCUCACCUUCAACCUUUGAACUCUUUCUCUCUGCACUGCUGUACACUUGUUCUGCUCAUCUUCAGGUUGGGUGAUUGUUGGGAAGAUGUCAAUUGAUCAUCCAAGGGUUUCGACCCUGGGGAUGGGUUCUCUGCAGAUGAUUGUUCUUGUACUGUCUCUGCUUGCAGUGCCCACCACUCCGCAGUCUGCCUCUUCAGAUGCUGCUACAAUGCAGCAACUGAAACUGGGUUUAAAGCUCACUUCGAAAACUGAUUGGUCUAACUCAGACCCAUGCAAAUGGCAGGGUGUGGGAUGUGACUCGAAUAAUCAGGUCACACGGAUACAAUUGAGAAGCCAAGGAGUUUCUGGCACUUUAUCCCCGUUUGUAGGCAACCUCACAAACCUUGAAGUUCUUGAGCUGAUGAGCAAUGCAUUAUCAGGCCCACUACCGAGUCUUAAGGGGCUGAGCUCGCUCCAAACGUUGAAUCUCCAUACCAACCAGUUUAGUUCUAUCCCUGCGGAUUUCUUUGAUGGGUUGAUUUCUCUCCAGGAAGUCUAUUUGGAUAAUAACCCGUUUAGUACUUGGUCUAUACCGGAGGGGCUCAAGGAUUCAUCUUCUUUGAAAAAUUUCUCUGCUAAUUCAGCCAAUGUUGGUGGUGAGAUACCUGGUAUUUUCAGCUCAGAUAAUUUCCCAGGUUUGACCCAUUUGCGUUUGUCUAGCAAUAAUUUGACUGGUGGUUUACCCUCAAACUUUUCGGGUCUUGCGCUUCAGUCCCUUUGGUUAAAUGGGCAAAUGGAUUCCCGUGGUGGUCGAAGUCUUAAUGGGACAAUUGAUGUAUUACAGAAUAUGACCCAGUUGGUACAAGUAUGGUUGAAUAUGAAUGCCUUUACUGGCCCCAUACCAGAUUUGUCUAAAUUGCCCAGUUUAGAGGAACUUAAUUUGAGAGAUAAUAGCCUCACUGGUCCGGUUCCUGUUUCUUUGACAAAGCUGUCUUCCCUUAAGACGGUUAAUUUGACAAAUAAUGUUCUUCAAGGACCUACUCCUAAGUUUCCCGAUGCAGUAGAUGCAGACAUGUUGCCUGGACAAAACAGCUUUUGUUUACCUGAUCCUGGUGUAGACUGUGAUAGCCGUGUUAAUGCAUUGGUAUCAGUUAUGGAAACAUUCGGGUACCCUCUUCAAAUUGCCCGGGAGUGGAAAGGCAAUAAUCCAUGUGCAAAUUGGUUGGGGAUAACUUGUUCUCAAGAUAACAUUACGAUUAUAAAUUUGCAGAGUAGGGGUCUUUCUGGAACUCUUUCACCUAAAUUUGCUGCUCUUACAUCUGUUCAGACAUUGAUAUUCUCACAUAAUAGUAUCACAGGUACCAUACCUGAUGCAUUUACAAAAAUGCCUAACCUCAGGACACUUGAUGUGUCUUUUAAUAAUCUAUAUGGUAAAAUCCCAGCUUUUGCACACACUUCUGUUAAUCAUGUUGGCAAUGCUGAUAUGUUCAAAGAUCAUCCUAGCACACCAACUCCAAGUGGGUCAGGUGGCUCUUCUGGUGCACCUAGAGGAACGUCUGGAAAAAGUUCCAAAGUUGGAGUGGUGGUUGGAUCAGUUAUAGGCGGUGUGGUUUUUGUCUCUUUCGCUGGUUUGCUGUUAUUUUGUUUCUUGAGAAGGAAAAAGCUUUACGGGAGGGUCCAGCAGUCGAAUACGGUGGUGAUCCAUCCAAAUCAUUCAGGGUCUGAUGAUGCUGUUAAAAUAACAGUCACUGGUGCUGGAGUGAAUGGUAAGGCGAUGAGUGAAGACCAAAGUCAGGGUAGUAGUGGCCCUAGUGAUAUCCAUGUAAUUGAGACUAACAACAUGGUUAUCUCUAUUCAAGUGUUGAGGAAUGUGACUAACAACUUCAGUGAUGACAAUGUUUUGGGAAAGGGGGGUUUUGGUACAGUUUAUAAAGGGGAGUUGCCUGAUGGGACCAAGAUUGCAGUCAAACGGAUGAAUUCUGGAGUUCUAGGAGAUAAAGGUUUGGCAGAAUUUAAGUCUGAGAUUGCUGUUCUUACAAAAGUUCGCCAUAGACAUUUGGUUGCACUUCUGGGAUUCUGUCUGGAUGGAAACGAGAAACUUCUUGUGUAUGAGUACUUGCCACAAGGGGAUUUAAGUAGGUAUCUGUUUCAUUGGAAGGAGGAGGAAUUGAAACCCCUUAAAUGGAAUCAAAGGUUAACUAUUGCAUUAGAUGUGGCCAGAGGCGUUGAAUAUUUACACAGUUUGGCACAUCAAAGUUUCAUUCAUAGAGAUCUUAAACCGUCGAAUAUUCUUUUGGGAGAUGAUAUGCAUGCAAAAGUUGCAGAUUUUGGACUUGUUCGUCUUGCACCUGAUGGUGGAAAAACCUCAAUAGAAACCAGGCUUGCAGGAACUUUUGGUUAUUUGGCACCUGAAUAUGCAGUGAUGGGCCGCAUAACUACAAAGGUUGAUGUAUUCAGCUUCGGUGUUAUAUUAAUGGAAAUAAUAACGGGACGGAGGGCGCUGGACGAGACCCAACCAGAGGACAGUAUUCACCUGGUGACAUGGUUCAGGAGGAUGUAUAUUAACAAGGACUCUAUCGAAAAAGCCAUCGACCCUACAAUUGAGCUCGACGAGGAGACCCUAGCUAGUAUCCACAAAGUGGCCGAGCUUGCUGGGCACUGUUGUGGUAGGGAGCCAUACCAAAGGCCUGAAAUGGGUCAUGUAGUGAAUGUCCUAUCUACCCUCACCCAAGUAUGGAAGCCUUCGGAAGAUAACUCAGAGGACAUUUAUGGAAUUGAUCUUGACAUGACCUUACCACAAGCUCUCAAGAAGUGGCAGGCUUAUGGAGAGUCCAACAUCGACGAUUCUUCAUCAUCAUCGUUCCUUGCAAGUAGGGAUAAUACCCAGACUAGCAUACCUACUAGGCCCUCUGGUUUUGCUGAAUCAUUUACCUCAACAGAUGGAAGGUGAAGUGUAGACCUGUUUUUGACGGGCCGAGUUAGGGCCGGGCCGGGCCAAAGCUGGACUCCGAUAUGGAUGAUGCAUGAACAGCUUGUGGAUUGAUCUUUUCUUUAUUGAUUCCUAUUAGCUACUUGUUGCUUUCCGGCGUGAUUGUCGCUUUUCUGUGCACCGGUUGAUGAUGAUCAAGGGUCAUUUGAUUGUUUGGCUUCUAAAACAAGAUGUUUUGGGGAACUAAUAUGAGCAACUUCUUGCAUUGUUUGUAAUGGCUGUACUAGAAAAGGAAUAGCAGAGUUAAACUACAUGAGUGGUAGAACUCAACUCAGUUCCCAAUUUUAGAAUCGGUUUCAGCGUGUAUAGAGUUAUUAUCGGUAUGUUUAUGCAUAGAGUUAUUACUUAUUAGUCACAAGGCCUUAAAAGAUUGUCGUAUUUUUAGUGAGUUUUGUUGUUGAUGGGAUUUUGUACUUGUUUAAUAUUCAAGUGUUUCAUGAUCAAUUGAUAGUAGGA
Spinacia oleracea (spinach) is the source of this 3800-nucleotide messenger RNA. Its product is annotated as receptor protein kinase TMK1. The transcript has 3 exons. Gene Ontology annotation, biological process: protein phosphorylation. The record is from RefSeq and is a predicted model, not a curated record. NCBI's taxonomy places the organism in Eukaryota, Viridiplantae, Streptophyta, Magnoliopsida, Caryophyllales, Amaranthaceae. Gene Ontology annotation, molecular function: ATP binding; protein binding; protein kinase activity. Bases 462 to 3305 code for a protein of 947 amino acids.